Molecule: messenger RNA, 849 nt
Organism: Kwoniella botswanensis
Lineage: Eukaryota; Fungi; Basidiomycota; Tremellomycetes; Tremellales; Cryptococcaceae
Exons: 4
Coding region: 1-849 (282 amino acids)
Source: RefSeq, a predicted model, not a curated record
AUGCGCUCCUCAAGCUCACUAUCGAUUCUGACUGCCGCUCUACUCGCUUCUCCAGCUUUGGCAUUCAGAGAUACCUCCCCUUUGUUGCUAUGGAACACCGAUCCGAGUCGAGCAUUUGAGGAAGCUUCCAAACUUUUAUCUGGAUCGGCACUAGCACCGGCCGACGAGGUUUAUGGUACAUUAUCGAGUCUGGGAUGCGAUUGGGAGACCGUAGUGGUCGUUCAUAAAGAUCAACUGCACUCAUCUCAACUCGCCAAUCUCAAUUACCCAACUCACGAUGCUCACCUUCAUAUACCGUAUUUGACCCGACCCCACAAAAGGGGAUUAGAUGGUGCAUUACAAGGAUGGGCCGAAUCGUGUGGUGCUGAGGUAGUAUCUUCCUUCGACGAGCGUGUGGAAGGUCAGAAGAAUGUGAUCCUGAUUGAAUCAGCUGAAGCAGAAUCAUUCCCCUCCAUCCCCUCCUCCCUUCCUGAACCAUACAUCCUCCUCCUCACCGGCUCCUCUUCCUCUUCCUCUUCACAGGAGAAAAGACAAGAAAGACCAUUCCCAACGCACAUCACCCAUUCAGCCAGCGCAACAACCACCUUAUCAGGUCCGACCUCCACUUCCACCUCAGAGCCCAGCAACACACCGAACAGAAACUCGACUAUCCCUUCGAAAGAUGCCCCAUUGCUGGAAAGAGUCCAAUUAUUGACUACUCCAAUUAUCACCUCAUUGUUGAUUACUUUUGGAAUCUUUUUGCCGAUCUUGGGAUUCGGUAUUUCCAUGUUGACCUCUAUUCAAGUCCCACCUAGGAUGUUGGAGAUUGGAAAAUCACUUUCGGUAGGUAAAGAUAGGAAAGAUCAAUAG